Lingula anatina is the source of this 444-nucleotide messenger RNA. RefSeq names its product dolichyl pyrophosphate Man9GlcNAc2 alpha-1,3-glucosyltransferase. The record is from RefSeq and is a predicted model, not a curated record. Lineage: Eukaryota; Metazoa; Brachiopoda; Lingulata; Lingulida; Lingulidae. Gene Ontology annotation, biological process: dolichol-linked oligosaccharide biosynthetic process; protein N-linked glycosylation. Gene Ontology annotation, cellular component: endoplasmic reticulum membrane. Gene Ontology annotation, molecular function: dolichyl pyrophosphate Man9GlcNAc2 alpha-1,3-glucosyltransferase activity.
UCAUGUUUGAUUCCACUGUUUUUCUCUUGCAUUUCGGCAUAAAAUCAAAAAUAUGGCGUGGAGAGUAUAACACAAGCCCAUGUGUACCUUAGCAGUAGGCUGCUGAGCGGAGAUAAACGUAAACCGGCGUCAGGUUGUUGCACUGAAUUAUUUCAGUUUCAACUGACACAUGAUGAGUUCACUAUUAGAUGGUCAUUUAACAAAGAUAGUGUUAGUUGUACUGGUUGCCACCGUCGUAAGAUGGUGUGUUUCGCUGAACUCUCAUUCAGGACAGGGGAAACCCCCAAUGUUUGGUGAUUAUGAAGCCCAAAGACAUUGGAUGGAAAUCACAGUUAAUCUGCCUCCAAAGGAAUGGUAUUUCAACAGCAGUGCCAAUGACUUACAGUACUGGGGUCUGGACUACCCUCCUCUUACAGCAUAUCACAGCUGGUUGUGUGGAAUGAU